AGAGGAUGGAAAAUGUACACCUGGCCCCAGAGACAGAUGAAGAUGACCUUUAUUCUGGUUACAAUGACUACAAUCCAACCUAUGAUACCGAGGAAUUGGAGAAUGACACAGCUUUUCAGCAAGCUGUGAGAACUAGUCAUGGCAGAAGACCGCCGUCCAAGACAUCCCUGGUAUCAUCGAUGGGAAGACCGAUGACGGGGGCUAUCCAGGAUGGAGUUACUCGACCCAUGACAGCAGUGAGAGCAGCCGGCUUCACCAAAGCAGCGUUCAGAGGCACGGCGUUUGACCCCCUUGGCCAGGCAAGGGGCCCUGCCCCUCCUCUGGAAGCCAGAAAUGAAGACAGUCCAGAAGAAAAGAUCAGACAAUUAGAGAAGAAGGUAAAUGAGUUGGUAGAAGAAAGCUGUAUUGCCAAUAGUUGUGGAGACUUAAAGUUGGCCUUAGAGAAGGCGAAAGACGCGGGAAGGAAGGAGAGGGUGCUGGUGAGGCAGCGGGAGCAAGUGACGGCUCCAGAAAACAUCAACCUGGACCUAACUUACUCCGUUCUCUUCAACUUGGCCAGUCAAUAUUCAGCUAAUGACAUGUAUGCCGAAGCGCUAAACACCUAUCAAGUUAUAGUGAGAAAUAAGAUGUUUAGCAAUGCAGGAAGAUUGAAAGUGAAUAUGGGAAAUAUUUAUUUAAAGCAAAGAAAUUAUUCCAAAGCCAUUAAAUUCUACCGGAUGGCAUUAGAUCAAAUCCCAAGUGUCCAUAAAGAAAUGAGGAUUAAAAUUAUGCAGAACAUCGGAGUUACGUUUAUUAAGACCGGCCAGUAUUCCGAUGCCAUCAACUCCUUUGAGCACGUCAUGAGCGUGGCGCCGAGCCUGAAGGCCGGCUUCAACCUCAUCCUCAGUUACUUUGCCAUUGGAGAUCGGGAAAAAAUGAAGAAGGCGUUCCAGAAAUUGAUUGCUGUUCCACUAGAAAUCGAUGAGGAUGAUAAGUAUAUUUCGCCAAGCGAUGAUCCACAUACUAAUUUAGUGAUUGAAGCUAUAAAAAAUGAUCAUCUAAGGCAAAUGGAACGUGAAAGGAAAGCCAUGGCAGAGAAGUACAUCAUGACAGCUGCGAAACUCAUCGCCCCCGCCAUCGAAACAUCCUUCGCCGUGGGUUAUGACUGGUGUGUUGAAGUUGUGAAAGCUUCUCAAUAUGUAGAGCUAGCAAAUGACCUGGAAAUAAACAAAGCAAUUACAUACUUGAGACAGAAGGACUUUAACCAAGCUGUCGAGACCUUAAAAAUGUUUGAGAAAAAGGACACUAGAGUGAAAAGCGCAGCUGCGACCAACCUCUCGUUCCUGUAUUACUUGGAAAACGACUUUGCACAGGCCAGCAGCUACGCAGAUCUGGCGGUGAACUCGGACAGGUACAACCCGUCGGCUCUCACGAACAAAGGGAACACGGUGUUUGCGGACGGCGACUACGAGAAGGCGGCGGAGUUCUACAGGGAGGCGCUGAGGAACGACUCCUCGUGCACCGAGGCCCUGUACAACAUUGGCCUCACCUAUAAGAAGCUCAACCGGCUCGACGAGGCUUUGGACUGUUUCCUGAAGCUGCACGCGAUCCUGAGGAACAGUGCACAGGUCCUGCACCAGAUCGCCAGCAUAUAUGAGUUAAUGGAGGAUCCCAACCAGGCUACCGAGUGGCUAAUGCAGCUGAUCAGCGUUGUCCCCACCGACUCCAGAGCUCUGUGCAAGCUGGGCGAGCUGUAUGACGGGGAGGGCGACAAGUCCCAGGCCUUCCAGCACUACUAUGAGUCGUACAGGUAUUUCCCUUCCAACAUCGGAGUCAUCGAGUGGCUUGGAGCCUAUUACAUUGACACCCAGUUUUGUGAGAAAGCCAUUCAGUACUUUGAAAGAGCUUCUCUUAUACAGCCCACGCAAGUGAAGUGGCAGCUGAUGGUGGCUAGCUGUUUUAGGAGAAGUGGUAACUACCAAAAAGCAUUAGAUACUUAUAAAGACAUUCACAGAAAAUUUCCAGAAAAUGCCGAAUGUCUGCGCUUCUUGGUUCGUCUCUGCACUGAUAUUGGAUUGAAGGAAGUUCAAGAAUAUGCAACAAAACUCAAGAGAUUGGAAAAAAUGAAGGAGAUAAGGGAACAGCGCAUAAAGUCCGGCAGAGAUGGCAGCGGAGGUUCCCGCGGCAGGAGAGAUGGGGGUGCUGGCAGCGACAGUGGCCAGAACUACAGUGCCAGUAGUAAAGGUGAACGACUAAGCGCCAAACUCAGAGCUUUACCCGGGACAAACGAGCCUUAUGAAAGUAGCAGUAACAAAGAAAUAGAUGCCUCCUACGUGGAUCCACUUGGCCCUCAAGUAGAAAGACCAAAAACUGCGGCCAAAAAAAGAAUCGAAGAGGAUGAUUUUGCUGAUGAAGAGUUAGGAGAUGAUUUGCUUCCAGAAUAAUAUGCACGUUUUGUUAUUUUAUUGAUAGAAAGAAAUUGCCUUACACGAUGAUACUCAUGUUAAACUUUGGAUUAACUAUACAAACUUUAAUUUUGUACACUGUCGAAGCUUUAAAUAAGUGUAUUCUGUUCUGAGUAUGGGUGUAAGUUUCCUUUUGUUUUUAAUGGAAUAAAAACAUGCGAACCAAU
Molecule: messenger RNA, 2611 nt
Organism: Pteropus alecto (black flying fox)
Lineage: Eukaryota; Metazoa; Chordata; Mammalia; Chiroptera; Pteropodidae
Gene: IFT88
Product: intraflagellar transport 88
Exons: 24
Coding region: 6-2423 (805 amino acids)
Biological process (GO): intraciliary transport; kidney development; non-motile cilium assembly
Cellular component (GO): ciliary base; non-motile cilium; centriole
Molecular function (GO): kinesin binding
Source: RefSeq, a predicted model, not a curated record